Nerophis ophidion (straightnose pipefish) is the source of this 1486-nucleotide messenger RNA. RefSeq names its product dynein, light chain, LC8-type 2a (gene dynll2a). NCBI's taxonomy places the organism in Eukaryota, Metazoa, Chordata, Actinopteri, Syngnathiformes, Syngnathidae. The record is from RefSeq and is a predicted model, not a curated record. Gene Ontology annotation, biological process: microtubule-based process; cilium assembly. The coding region runs from base 209 to 478 and encodes 89 amino acids. The transcript is spliced from 3 exons. Gene Ontology annotation, cellular component: cytoplasmic dynein complex. Gene Ontology annotation, molecular function: dynein light intermediate chain binding; dynein intermediate chain binding.
GGAGGCGGGAUUCUCAGCCAAUGGGAAGCUGCAGCCUCAAGCGAGAGGGGCGGGGCUAGGUAGCAAGAGUGGAGCGCAAGCGUACCUCCAUGCUCAUUGUGUGCAUGUUUAAAAAGCAAUUACGAAGCAUCUUCAAAACUCGCUAGUUGAAUUCCACAUUUGGAAAGCCUUGUUUUCCCUACAGCAGCACUAAAGCACUAUCGUCAUCAUGACUGACAGGAAGGCCGUCAUCAAGAAUGCCGACAUGUCUGAGGACAUGCAGCAGGACGCCGUGGACUGUGCGACCCAGGCCAUGGAGAAGUACAACAUAGAGAAGGACAUUGCUGCCUACAUCAAGAAGGAAUUUGACAAGAAGUACAACCCCACCUGGCACUGCAUCGUCGGGAGAAACUUCGGCAGUUACGUGACCCACGAGACCAAGCAUUUCAUCUACUUCUACUUGGGCCAGGUGGCCAUCUUGCUCUUCAAGUCUGGCUGAGACCUUUCCCCGCGGACGUCCAUUUUUCUUUUUGUCUUUCCUUGUUUUGCUUCACGGGGAACGCGUCGGACAACGACAUAACAUCACGAUGCGAAACUGGCUCGUGCACAGUUGCAUGGACGGUACUUUUAAUUGUACUUUUGCGUAAGAUUACUUUUUUGUUGAUUGCCGUUUGAAUGCAAGUACGUAAUAGAGUUAAAAUACCGAUAAAGUAACGUCGUUGUCAACAACACAUUGUCAUAAGCGCUGAUUGGUUUGCUUCAGUUUGGAGUUGAGGUGUGACUGCAACCAUUUGGUAGAAGAUUCUUAAUUUAGAGUCUAAUAAGUUUGUGCGAUUUAAUUUCCCCCCCGCAAUGUGAAGUGAUGGUUCUUGAGCAUUUUUAUUAAAAAAGUGUCACUGUGAAAGUCGCUUGAAUCUUUAGUCGUCUGUCGGCUAGCUUGCCUUCACGCUUUCUGCACGUUAAAAUAAUUUUUAAAACGCAUGUCGUAUUUUUUUUUUUUUUGGUUUUUUUUAUGUUACGAAGCCAACUUGGCUUGUAAAAGACCUUUUUUUUUCUCGCUAAACUGUUUUCUUCGAAAGCUAGUAGCACAGUUAGCCGGGUAGUCGUGUCGUUUUAAAAGUGACGUCGCUCUCUUUUUUUUUUUUUUUUUUCUGACCGAAAAGAAGCAUUUUCAUUUUUUGAUAUAUUUCUUUUGGCGGCAAUGCGAACCCAGUUGCUAACAAAAUGUGUCGAUGCUAGCUUAGACUGUCAUAUUGUUUCAUUUUUGAAAGGGAAGUCUUCCUGUUCCGAAAAGAAGUCCGUAUUGUUGCUUUCUCUCGUACGUGUUGUUGUCGUCAAUCUUAGCGCUGUUCCGAUACUCUUACAAUUUGCACAAAUCCUGUGCCUGCCAUUGCUCUCAACAGUAUCGGGCUCGAAUACAAUUGCACAUCGUUAGAACUAGGCAGUAUCUUGCUAAAAAACCAAAAUAAUGGCAUAAAAAUAAUAAAGUAAUUGAUGACUUACUAAA